ACAUCACAGUCGUCCCUGUUCCUUCUGCCGUUCGCUGGCAGGAUGUAGUUCUUGGUAGGAUGAAAUGGGCAGCCAUUCUGAUUGACAAGCAGAUUCGAGAUGAAGCGGACUACCUGUUUAUGAUGGACAUUGAUAGUGUCUUCUAUGCUCGUUUUGGGGCCGAAUCUCUAAGCCGACUGUCUGCUGUACUUCACCGAGCGUACUACCAGAACACAAAGAGGGAUGCCUUUCCAUAUGAGCGUCGUCCUGAGUCCAGAGCCUACAUUCCAGCUGGACAAGGAGAUUACUAUUACACUGCAGCUGUCUGGGGUGGAUACUUGGAGGACAUGUACAAACUAAUAAAAACUUGUUAUGAGCAGUCACAGGAGGAUGCCAAGAACCAGAUUGAAGCUGUAUGGCAGGAAGAGAGUCAUCUCAACAAGUACUUCUUAGACAACAAACCAACCAAGGUGCUGUCUCCAGAGUAUCUGUGGUCCGACUAUGAUCGUAAACCAGACAACCUCAGAGUCAUCAGGAUUUCUCAACUGGUCAAGAACUAUAAAGAAGUGCGGCCUAAUGGUGGGCACUGACAUAGUUAUCAGAAGACAACCAUUGGUUAUGGGUUUUAAGGAAGGGCACUCAUCACAAUACAGACCUAUACCUAGGUCCAACAUGCUUUAUUUCACAAUAUCAAAAAAUGUGUCUAUUCUUGACAGGGUUUAAUCAUUUGUGGGGUAAUUAUUAAGCUCCAGCUUUCUUGUUGUUUCUAA
This is a messenger RNA of Thalassophryne amazonica, 749 nucleotides long. RefSeq names its product globoside alpha-1,3-N-acetylgalactosaminyltransferase 1-like. The transcript has 5 exons. Gene Ontology annotation, cellular component: vesicle; membrane; Golgi apparatus. NCBI's taxonomy places the organism in Eukaryota, Metazoa, Chordata, Actinopteri, Batrachoidiformes, Batrachoididae. The coding region runs from base 60 to 569 and encodes 169 amino acids. Gene Ontology annotation, molecular function: hexosyltransferase activity. Gene Ontology annotation, biological process: carbohydrate metabolic process. The record is from RefSeq and is a predicted model, not a curated record.